AUGUCACCGCCACUCUCAAUGUCUUCACGAAAAAGAUCCUCCUCAAUAUCCUCAAUUGAAUCCUUUGAUUCGGAUUUCUUCGAUCAAACUUAUGUACCACUCUCGAAUUUACCAACUCCACCUUUAUCCUCACAUUCAUACGAUAAUACAGCUGCCCAUUCACCGAUAUCUCUUUUCAGCUCAGAUGAAAUCCUUGACUCGGAAGUUUUAGGUCCAGCAAUUCAUCUCACAAACCUAAUACCUUCCUCAACUUCUCUAACUUCUCCCUCGACCCCCCUCGUCCACGCCCUCCUAAGUCGAGCCGACCUUCCAAUUGAAAUUCUCGCCCUGGCAGUUUGCAUUCUCGAUUCCCUCAAUUCUCGUUUUGCUCGGUCCUGGCGUCAAUCAUACCCUCUCGAAUCAUUCGAAGAUCAAUUACUCGAACAAUAUAAUUUUCCUAGUUUACAAGCUAGAGAGGAACAACAUAUUGAUAGUACACAUCCUGAAGUAAUAAUCCUUGCAGCCUUAAUACUAGCUACGAAAUUCUUAGAUGAUCAACAAGGAACUACACUCUAUUAUGCGCAGAAAUGGGCCAAAGGUUUAUGGAGCUGUGAUCAAAUCAAUUUUACUCAGAGGUGUAUAAUGGAAAAUUUGGGAUACAGAUUAUUACCACUUUGGUCGGAAGAUAUUAUUGAAGAAGCGAAGAAUGAUAUGGCUAGGGCGGCGAAGAGACAGUCAUCUGCGUCGUAUUGUAUGCAAGAUUGGUCGAUUUCGAUAAAAAAUUGUGGUGUGAGUGGGAUUGAUAAUCGACCAAUGAGUUCGGGGAAAGCAUGCAUGGGUAUCGAAGGGGAAAAUACGCCGCAACCUACACCGAUUGAAGAAUCAAUUAUUGAGAAUUGGACAAUUGUGAGUGAGAAGCCGUUGGGCGGUACUUCGAUGUUGAGUAGGGAAACUAAGAGGGCUUUUUGUGGAAUACUGAGAGGGGAGUCUGAGGAUGUAGAGGUGGAAAGGUUUCCAUUAUAUGUGGAUCCUAUGAUCGAUCAUGGAAGUAUGGCCUUUCUUUGA
Molecule: messenger RNA, 1044 nt
Organism: Sclerotinia sclerotiorum 1980 UF-70
Lineage: Eukaryota; Fungi; Ascomycota; Leotiomycetes; Helotiales; Sclerotiniaceae
Exons: 2
Coding region: 1-1044 (347 amino acids)
Source: RefSeq, a predicted model, not a curated record